CUUCCACGUCCCAUCCGGCGCCUUGCCGAAGCUCUUCCAUGUAGUGUUCGCUUUAUGCGAAGCCCACCUCCCGAGACCUUCCUCAGGCAGCCGGCGCGCGAGGAACCCGUGGGCAGCGGCGGGCUUGGGUACGGGUGGAGGUGAGAUGAUUCUGAAGCUGUAGAAAGCGGGGACGGUCGGCAGCACCGUGCGGGCGAGCGGCACGGCGAUGAUCCUCAUCGACCCUGCGGCCUGAGGGAGCAGAGACAUAUUACAGUGUCUAUGUGGGAAUAGCAGAGAUCAGGUCGCCCGCUGAUGCAUUGAGGCUCCAAGAACGUUCAUCGCCGAAGGUACGCGUCUUACUACGCCGGGUAUUUGGUUGUUUGGUCCACCGUCGGUUUGAUGCCCCAUCACACUCGAGCUGUCCAGUGCCGCUACUGCCAUGUCGGAGUCAGAAUCCAGUGCUGUAGCUCUCGAGGAACCCGGGACGGACUCGCCGCGGGGGAGAGAGGAAUCGGACGCGGCCAGCGCACCCUCUGAGGAGACGGGCUCCGAACCGCAACUAGAAGCAUCCGCGGAUGCGAACGAUGCGCCUGAUCAUGAGCCACCCCCAUCAACCGAGGCUUUGCCAGUAGCUGCGCCAGAGUACCCAUGGCUGUACAUGAACUCGACCCUCGACGCGUGCUUCCAAGAUGCAGAGGCAGAUCUUACUGAACGAACGAAACAAGUGACACUGGAGGACGUUGAGCCGCAGGUUCCGCCCGAUGGAGAGCAACCUCACCCGCUUCAGUUCUACAACGAAAUGGAGACUGACAAGCUCGCACCUGCGCUAAUGCAGGCAUUCCUUGCUCAUGGCGAUGCCUGCACCUCCCUCGAAGCCGACGUCAUGCAGCUUGCCAUGUGCCCUCCGGAACAGGACCCCGACUUUCCGAUGCGGCAAUACGAUGAUAUGCUCGAGAAGCUGGAGAAUCUGCAGGACGAAUACGAUGAUCUACAAGCAUCGAUUACCAUGUUGAUUCAAGCACCGGAUCCCUCCUCCAAAGACGAGGAUGCCGAUGGCGUUGCUCGCUCUCAGCUUGUGCGAGUCUUUUCAGCCUGCCUUCCUGUUCUUCAAGCUCGGGCUGCCAACUUGGAGAUGGCCCAGCAACUUCUGGAGGGGACAAGAGAGAACAUGAUCAUGAGUUUACAUAUGGAAAGCAUGGAGUUUACUGAUGAAGAGGACGAGGAGAGAUUCAUAGCCAGUAUCUGAUAUAACUAAGACCGAGCACGAGGAUCACAAAGAUGCCGCCGAUGACACUCGCCAGGACUAGCUGCUUCCAUGGAGUGGUAAUAGCGACGCGUUCUUUCUUCCGUCCCGGUGAGAGAGCGUGAUACAGUUCCGCCAUCUGGUGAACGACCGAGGGAUCCUUGCCCACGACGACCCACAGCUCGCGUUGGGACUCGGACUUGAUCCGCCAGUGCGCCCACGGAGUCUUGACAACGGCGGUGCACAGUCCAGACUGGCCGGCUGUCGCCUGCAUGCGGGCCAGGUCUCCCCAUGCGACGCUGACGAUGCUGAUGACGGGAUCCCCGCAGAGCCGCAGCGCGUUGGCCUGGUCCAUGACCUGGACCAUCGGCGUGCGCGCCCGCAGACCGCGCAAGCCACCCGAGUCCGACGACGCCUCAUCCCCCUCGUCGUCGUCGUCGUCGUCGUCGUCCCCACCGUUCCUAAUCGUGUUCCCGUCCUCGUCGACGCGCUCGGUGGGCACGUAGGAUGCCGGCUGGCUGAGCAGCGGCUCGAACGACGCGCGCUCCCGCGCCGCGGCGUCUGCGGCGUCCAUCUUCCGGCCCCAGGACGGAGACCGCCAGUGGUUCGGCCCCAGGUAGCCGUUGUCGUUGUUGUGGCGAGGAGAGAUCGUGGGAGACCGGGCGGGGCUGGCGCGACAUAAUUCUGCGCGGUGGCCUUUCAUGGGUUGCAGGCAUUUGCGGCAGCGGGGGGCACGCUUCCUGGGAUCCUCGGGAGAGUUGAAACCGGACAUUGAUGACGCGAAGUUGACUCUGACAAGACUACUGCAGCAGCCUAACUCAGAAAGCCAAAACGGUAUAGGGUGACAGUCUCGCGCACCUAUCAACUUCGUACGAAUAUUGAUGCUUGAGCGUACGUUGCUAUGCUCUUAUGAGUGCCUUUAAAUUGUUCUGGCAGUAGAGAAGCGCUUUGUUGUUGAACGGUGGCAUAGCCUGCGAGAAUACAAAGCCAUUUUCAAGUGCUAAGCAGAGUGCC
Molecule: messenger RNA, 2239 nt
Organism: Mycena citricolor
Lineage: Eukaryota; Fungi; Basidiomycota; Agaricomycetes; Agaricales; Mycenaceae
Source: the annotation of a GenBank genome assembly